AAUAACAGAAGAAAAUAAAAUUAUUUGUUUGGGGUGGGGGUAAAAGUGCUUCGUGACAGUUGAAGAUAGAAAACCCUGAACUCAGAAGCAAGGACUGAAAGAGUGCAGGCGGUUGCUGCUCAUUACCCUUUCCCUGCAACCCUUACCGAGAGCAGCAAUUUCAAUUUCUUUCGAACAACCAGAAAGGAUAUGGAAGGCACAUCGAACGGAGAUGAACCCAAAUCGUGGGACGAGCUUUACAACUUCAAUUUGAUGCCUACGGAGAUUUUCUUGAAGUUCAGGAAAGAGAUUCAGGGGUUCCGCGUUGGCGUUAAUUUAGAGUUGUAUAAUGCUCCCCUGAAUGACUACCAUGCGAAACUGGUUUUGAAACCUUUAGCGUUUGAGCGGAAAUGGAAGUUAAUGUAUGAGCCUUUAUACCAAGAUGUGCAGCUUGUUUCCAAGAAAAUUCCUAUAACAAAGUUCCUUAACCUUCAGGUAGGAGUGGGCCACAGCUUUCAGUUGCACGCUACAGGUUGGAAAUGGAAGCUGACAACAUCUUUGGGUGGAGAUGGUAUAUCCAGGAUUCGAAAUAAAACAUCUCUUGGUUUAUGUCCUGGAGUGGAUUUCCGGUUUGGGUGGAGGGCUGAUUAUGUUCUCCCUGAAAUUACUGGGGGUGUCGGCUCUGAUGAACCAUUGUUUAACAUGAAUUCUGGCCGGUUACAAGCGUCACUUGACCGGGUUGAGGCCAUUUUUACGCAUACUGAUGAAGAAUGAAGUGGAUUGGAGGUGUGCAUCAUCUGCAAAGUAAAUCAGCAGUGGUCUCUGCCCAUUUGAGUAGAAUUUCGAGUACAUGCAAUUUGCUAUUUCAUCUUCGUGCUGCUUCCCCAACCACUUUCUUUUUUGUUUUAAAUACAACUGGGCGAGUGCUGGCUGCCCUUUCAUGGUACAUAUCAAAGCAGGUAGGAAGAUUUAACCCCGGAAGAAGGUUGAUCAUGAAUGCUGCAAAAUUUUAAUUGAGCUAGUGAGCAUGCUUUUUGAGUUCAAAUUCUGUGCAGUUAUUCUUUGCUAUUAUGCCUUGAUGCAUGCAUUUUUCGAUUGAUGUUUCUGUUAGUAUUCAUGCCAUAUUAUAAUUUUGACCUUGUAAAUUCGAGGCUGGGUGUUUGUAAUGGGGUAUUCAAACAUUCAACCGAAAGGCAAGUAUUUCAUCUUAA
Messenger RNA from Salvia miltiorrhiza (redroot sage), 1190 nucleotides. RefSeq lists its product as uncharacterized. The record is from RefSeq and is a predicted model, not a curated record. The transcript has 6 exons. Lineage: Eukaryota; Viridiplantae; Streptophyta; Magnoliopsida; Lamiales; Lamiaceae. The coding region runs from base 190 to 753 and encodes 187 amino acids.